Apus apus (common swift) is the source of this 1620-nucleotide messenger RNA. It is a transcript of the gene PCYT1B, whose product is annotated as phosphate cytidylyltransferase 1B, choline. Bases 242 to 1294 code for a protein of 350 amino acids. Gene Ontology annotation, molecular function: phosphatidylcholine binding; choline-phosphate cytidylyltransferase activity. Gene Ontology annotation, biological process: CDP-choline pathway. The record is from RefSeq and is a predicted model, not a curated record. The transcript has 8 exons. Lineage: Eukaryota; Metazoa; Chordata; Aves; Apodiformes; Apodidae.
UUGGAAAAGAAAAAUAACCCAGCAAGAUUUGGGACAUCCUCUGCUGAAUGGCUUUAUCACAGCAGAUUACUUGGAGCUGAUCUUUAAGCUCCCUUGGGGCAUUCAUACCAGAACAACUUGGCAUGACCUGUGCUCAGUUGUCUUUUAAAUACAAGAAGAGCAAAUUCUGCUGUGCAGCAGAGCCACUCAAGGAAAGUGUGACAGCUACAGAGAAAAGUGCAAGAGAAGAACAGUAACGAAGAUGGUAGGCAGCCAAAAACGCAGUACAGAAGAGGAAGCUCAGGAAACUCCCAGAUUUCAACGACAGACUCUGACGGCACCUGCUCCAUUUGCAGACGAAACAAGCUGUCAGUGCCAAGCCCCCCACGAGAAGCUAACGAUUGCACAAGCCCGCCUGGGAACCCCAGUUGACAGACCUGUCAGAGUAUAUGCAGAUGGGAUAUUUGACCUCUUCCACUCUGGCCAUGCUAGAGCUCUUAUGCAAGCCAAAACUCUAUUUCCAAAUAGCUACUUAUUAGUAGGAGUUUGCAGUGAUGAUUUAACUCAUAAAUUCAAAGGCUUCACUGUGAUGAAUGAAACUGAGCGAUAUGAAGCCCUCAGACACUGUCGCUAUGUGGAUGAGGUCAUCAGAGAUGCACCCUGGACCCUGACACCUGAGUUCCUUGAAAAACAUAAGAUUGACUUUGUAGCCCACGAUGACAUCCCGUACUCCUCCGCUGGCUCGGAUGAUGUGUACAAGCACAUAAAGGAGGCAGGAAUGUUCGUACCAACGCAGAGAACCGAAGGGAUCUCAACGUCCGAUAUCAUCACGAGGAUUGUCCGGGACUAUGAUGUGUAUGCCCGGCGCAAUCUCCAACGAGGAUACACCGCCAAAGAGCUGAAUGUCAGUUUUAUAAAUGAGAAGAAAUACCGCUUUCAAAACCAAGUGGACAAAAUGAAAGAAAAAGUCAAGAAUGUGGAGGAAAAAUCAAAAGAAUUUGUUUACAAGGUGGAAGAGAAGAGCCAUGACCUCAUUCAGAAAUGGGAAGAAAAGUCCAGGGAAUUUAUUGGCAACUUUUUAGAGCUGUUUGGACCCGACGGAGCCUGGAAGCAGAUGUUCCAGGAACGAAGUGGACGAAUGCUCCAAGCUUUUUCUCCUCGGCAGAGCCCAAACAGCAGUCCUACACGAGGCCGCUCUCCAUCCCGUUCUCCAUCUCCACCCUGGGUCUUCAAUAAAGCUUCCCCUCCCUCUUCUCCAAAAGCUGCCUCUGCCUCCCUCAGCAGCAUGAGCGAGGGAGAUGAGGAUGAAAAGUAAAAUAUUUUUUUAACCAUGAGACAGAAGAACAAGCUAUGAACUCAAUUGCUGGAUGGGGAGAAGCGUGAGGAAUAUCUGUGGCAUCUCUGACAGCAGGGAAUGUGCUCUAGGAGAAGAUUCUGAAAACAGACUGGGGAGCACAGCAAAGGAGAUCUCAGGAAGAGCUUAUCCCAUCCCUGCUUCCUCACGGUGCCUAGAGGCCAGGCCAGCAGCGCUUACCAGACACAGCACUGGGAACUGACAGAAAAACAUACACCUUUGUGCAAGUUCCUGCCCAUGUGUUGCUGCUCACAGCUGCUGCAGCCAGGCCGGGUCAGCAGGGAACU